This is a messenger RNA of Paramacrobiotus metropolitanus, 973 nucleotides long. RefSeq lists its product as uncharacterized. The coding region runs from base 275 to 973 and encodes 232 amino acids. The transcript has 4 exons. The record is from RefSeq and is a predicted model, not a curated record. NCBI's taxonomy places the organism in Eukaryota, Metazoa, Tardigrada, Eutardigrada, Parachela, Macrobiotidae.
UUCCAAUGAAAUACAAUUUUGACCAUUUCCAGAACCAUGUUCACGACGACAUACAAUCAGAAUUAAUUUCUGUAGAGGCAGUAAUGUUGCGAAGGUUGAGCUUCCAUUAUACGACCACUUACUGGUUCGUAAAGAAUGUUUCGCACGGAUUCGUAACUCCUGUUAUUAAUCUGUUACUGACCGGCAAACAUUAUUAUGCUUUUUAACCACUUUUGCUUUUGAAUCUAUGGAUGCUGUGAUAAUAUGAUCUGAUGGUUAAAUACUACUGGAUAACAUGUGGUUCGCAUUUUACAUAAUCCUGUUGUGGACAAGUCUGACGGCUGGACAAUGGAACACUCCGCAGUUUUCCUUUGAUCGUCAUCACGUUGAUAAUAAUAACAUCAACAUGGAUAUACCGGCAUUCGUGGUGAAUUUGACAUUGGAAAAGGAAGAUGGAUCGUAUGUUGAUUCAAGACAGAUUACAGUCACGCUGAGCCCCGAUGUAAUCAAUGCCAUCCCCUCGGAAUUCGGCCAGUACAUUUAUCCACUGCCGAACACCGACAGCCGCAACAUUCCCUCCACCGACUGGUACUAUACAUGGACAACCUUCACCGAGUGGUCAGCCUGUUCGGCUGACUGCGGUCCAGGAUUGCAGUUUGCUGAAAGAUUUUGUGUGCAAGUACUGGAGGGAUCGCAUGUUGUUGCCGCCGCAUCGACCGUUGAUCCCUGCCUUGACCGCGACAUUAGCCAGAAUAUUACCACAUCUGUUGCGCAGUCAUCCGCCGGCCAGUCGUCACAGAAGCGCUACCGUCAAUGUCAUCAGGCUCCCUGUCAACCUUAUCACUUAACACCACCCGAUCAACACCAGCCCAAUGACCAAACCAAUAAUUUGACUCUCUUUAAUCAUCCCCACACUCGCCGCAGGGAGCCACUGGAUCCGGCUGACAUUAAGAACGAAUAUGAAGAUAAUAAGCUUGCCAUAAUAUUUGGAUAG